This is a messenger RNA of Mugil cephalus (flathead mullet), 8830 nucleotides long. RefSeq names its product shaker-related potassium channel tsha2-like. Gene Ontology annotation, biological process: protein homooligomerization; potassium ion transmembrane transport. The transcript is spliced from 3 exons. Gene Ontology annotation, molecular function: protein binding; delayed rectifier potassium channel activity. The record is from RefSeq and is a predicted model, not a curated record. NCBI's taxonomy places the organism in Eukaryota, Metazoa, Chordata, Actinopteri, Mugiliformes, Mugilidae. Bases 1090 to 2523 code for a protein of 477 amino acids. Gene Ontology annotation, cellular component: voltage-gated potassium channel complex; membrane.
GGGCGCUGUUCUAAUGCUAGCUAGCUAGCCUGAGGAGCUAAGCUGCUGCUUUCAUGGCCAACACUGUGAACUGUAGAUGAGUUUUUAAUGAUUCUGGGCUGAAACACGGAGCGAUGAGGAAGUGACAGAAGAGGAAGAAGGAGCUGAUCUGGUGGCUCCUUGUUGCUCUGAUGUGGAGAAAUUCAGGUAAAACCAGGAAGUGACUGAGACAAGAAGCUGAAACUCCAUAAAUGAUGUUUGGCUCAUGUAUCUGUUUAUUUCUUCCUGUUCUGGACUCUUCACCUCCUCCGCCUCCUGUUAAUCUUUUAUUUCUCAAUGACUCUCGUGUCUCUUUCUUCCUCUCCGCAGCCUGAAGAUGCAAAUCAGUUUUUUUCCUUCUCGUGUUUGAAUCGUAUUAUUUUUUGUGUUUCCCUGCAGAUCCCUCGGGUCAUUCCAUGGGAAAAGAAACUUUUUUCCUGCGGCUCUGGGAGAAAUCCAGCUAUUUUAGGAAAACACGUCACCGCCUUGAGCUGCAGCCCAGAAACUCUGCCUUAUUUCCAUCAUCCAGCUUUUCUCUUCUUUUCUACUCUCCCUCUCUACUUGUUGCCGCGGUGUUUCCCUCCGUUCAGUUCCUCUCAGACGCAGCGGAGACGUGACGGAUCCGUCCGCUCGUGGUUUCAGGACCGAGGAGGAAACGUUUCAUUUCAUGAGGACGCGGCUGCAGCGUGACAUUGCGGAGCGGAUUAUUUUCCACGGCGCGAUCACGAGUGGAUGGAGACACACGUCCCGCUGAGCCACAGCGAGAGAGAGAGCGCGCGCACACACGUCAGCUCGGGGAGGGCGAAGCCUGCUUUAAAUGCGCGCGGCGUGACGGCCAGCCCCAGACAACAGCAGCGCGUGGACGGGAGAAGGUGAGCGUGGACGGAGGGAGGAGGUGGGAGGCGGCGGGGGGGCACAAACAUGCCAUCAGAAGCAUCGCACCCGCAGACGUGACGCCGACGGACACGGAGCAGCUGCUGCUUUUCUUCCAAAAUACGCGCCGAGGUGUCGGGAGCGGAGAGGUCUUGAGGUGCGGGACGCGUCGCCCUUGCCUGGGGGGGAGGGGGGAAGAUGACAGUGGUGCCCGCGGAGAACCUGGAUGAGACUGUGGCACUGGCCGCGCUGUCCGCGCAGGAUGUGUACGACCCGGAGCGAGCGGAGAACCAGGACUGCUGCGAGCGGGUGGUCAUCAACAUCUCGGGGCUGCGCUUCGAGACGCAGCUGAAGACUCUGGCCCAGUUCCCCUGCACUCUGCUGGGGGACCCGCGCAAGAGGAUGCGCUUCUUCGACCCCCUCAGGAACGAGUACUUCUUCGACCGGAACCGGCCCAGCUUCGACGCCAUCCUCUACUACUACCAGUCCGGGGGGCGGCUCCGGAGACCCGUCAACGUGCCAGUGGACAUUUUCAUGGAGGAGAUUAAAUUUUACGAACUGGGGGACGAGGUGAUUGAGAAUUUCAAGGAGGACGAGGGCUUCAUUAAGGAGGAGGAGCGGCCGCUGCCAGACAACGAGUUCCAGCGGCAGGUCUGGCUCCUGUUCGAGUACCCGGAGAGUUCCGGACCGGCCCGGGGCAUCGCCAUCGUCUCCGUCCUGGUCAUCCUCAUCUCCAUCGUCAUCUUCUGCCUGGAGACUUUACCGGAGUUCAGAGAGGAGGCCCGCGGCUUGGACGACCUGCUGCAUCCCGUCAACGGAACCGUGCGCGCAAAGAAGCCGAACCCGUUCACGGACCCGUUCUUCAUCGUGGAGACGCUCUGCAUCAUCUGGUUCUCCUUCGAGCUGCUGGUCCGGUUCCUGGCGUGCCCCAGUAAGCCCGCGUUCUUCAAGAACAUCAUGAACACCAUCGACAUCGUGGCCAUCAUGCCGUACUUCAUCACGCUGGGUCUGGAGCUGGCGGAGCACCAGGGGAACGGCCAGCAGGCCAUGUCCCUGGCCAUCCUCCGGGUCAUCCGCCUGGUCCGGGUCUUCCGCAUCUUCAAGCUCUCCAGACACUCCAAGGGGCUGCAGAUCCUGGGGAAGACGCUCCAGGCCAGCAUGAGGGAGCUGGGCCUGCUCAUCUUCUUCCUCUUCAUCGGAGUGAUUUUGUUCUCCAGCGCCGUCUACUUCGCGGAGACCGACGACCCGGAGUCCGGCUUCAACAGCAUCCCGGACGCCUUCUGGUGGGCCGUGGUGUCCAUGACCACCGUGGGCUACGGGGACAUGUGUCCGGUCACCAUCGGGGGGAAGAUCGUGGGCUCGCUGUGCGCCAUCGCCGGCGUCCUCACCAUCGCGCUGCCGGUGCCGGUCAUCGUCUCCAACUUCAACUACUUCUACCACCGGGAGACGGAGCACGAGGAGCAGUUCCAGUACACGCACGUGACCUGCGGCCAGCAGCAGGGGCCGUUCGGGGAGUUCAAGAAGAGCGACAGCAAACCGUCCCUGUCCAAGUCCGACUUCCUGGACAGCGACGACGUGGAUUCCAUCAAAUACACCAACUGCAGCCCGAGCAAAGGCUUCACCGACGUCUGAGCGCAGCGCGCGAACCACGAACCACGAACCACAUUACGCAUCAGUUACGCGCUGAGCGGACGCUCCUCGUGUCCCCAGAACGGUUUCAGUUCCAGCUCCUUAUUUGUGCCAUCACAGGAAUCAUUUCAGACAGACAGAGGAUGGAUGAUGAGACCACCAGACCCCCCCCCCCCAUCCGUCUUCCUUUACGCACCACGGGCCAGGCUCAGAGCGCAUCAGCCAAUGGUAGCACUUUAUUCUUCAUUCACUGGCCUCGAGAAGCAGCUUUAAAGUUUACAUUAGUUUUUCUGAAGCAGGACAAGGACCAACUCCCCAAACAGCUGCAAACCAGCCGCAUUCAGCGCGUUAGAUCAGCCUGUCAGACACAACGCAGGGAUCCAGGAGCAGGUUUCAGUCCAGGAUCCUGUUUGUCAAUCUCCAAACCAACAGCGCCCCCGCGUGGCCGGAGACCCCCCCUUCAACCCUGCACGUCUCCGGCUGGAUGCAGUUUCUAUAGCAACCUUCCAGACUUUUCUGUGUCGUCUGCCACAGGAGUGAGAGGAGGAAGGAUGAGAGUGAGAGGCCUCCAAACCUCCAUGUUGUCGAAGCCUCCAUGUUGGAAGUAAAGACGUCGCAUUCACACAGAGCACGUCUCAAACUAGAUCAUUUACCUUCCAGGAUAUAAACUCGCUCCUCAGCCCCAAAGGAAGGAUUUAAAUAUUCAGCCAAGUCUUCAAACAUUUUCCCCUGAACUCAUCUUUAUUAAAUAUCUGUGGAAUUGGAAUUAGCAAAAAAUAAAUAAGUAAUAACUAAAAUAAAUAUGUAAAUGAAACAUAAAAUAAUGUUUGAGGUUAUAGAUUUGAACAGAAACAUAACUUUUAUGUUUGGUGGCACAAAUUUAACUCAUCUAUUAUUAGAGCUGCUGCCAAUGAAACAUCAAACUCUCAAUUUAGUGAAAAAUCUGACGUAUGUGUCCUGAUUACAUCAUUAUUAUUUUUUAAAGAUUUUUUAAAGAUUUUUUUUAGAAGUAAAACUUGUUGUUUAAUUUUUUAAAAAUGUUUAAUUUUAAAAAAUAAUCAAAAAUGAAAACAUUUGCUGAAUUGAUGAUAGAAAUAAUUUAUUCCCAGUAAUAAUGAGCAUCGUGUGUUAAAGCUAAAGAGUUAAUGAAUUUUAAAUCUAAACUUUAAAUCUCAGCCUGGUUCAUGAACCUAAUUUCAUGUUACGUUAUAUUUAAAAGACUGUGGCACCUGUUUUUCAUCCAUUAACAUCUCAGUGAAUCUCUCCCUGGACUCUGGAUCAUCCAGCAGCUGGAAAAAAAGAAAAGUUUUUUUUUGUUGUUGUUUUAAAAAAAGAAGUGAUGGAAUAAAAGCUGAGGACGUCCUGCCGCUGGAUUAUUACCUGAUGGAUGUUUAAAGGAAGGAAUCUUCAGAUCAGACGUCAGAUUCUGCUGCUGUGUCCAUCGGAUGCAGGGGACGAAUGAUAAUUCUUGUCAAACCAAAAGAGUCACGACUCUGUCGCUGCACCACCUCCUCCUUCCAUCCUCCUCCUCCUCCUUCUGCUGAUGAAGAAAACAAAACCAGACUCUGGCUCUGAUCCGAAACAUACGGAGUACGGAGACUUGAUUUUUUUUGUUUUUUUGAGGUACGACACAAACGUUACUUGAAUCAACCCGCUGUAUGUAAAGACGUCUGCAGAGUCCGUGAACUCACCACCAGAUCCUCGUCCUCCUGCUGUAGAGACACUUGUAAGUCCUGUCUGUGCGUCGCAUAUCAUAGUCAAACCGCAUCAUAUUACUGCAUGCGGGGGAAGUAGAGCAUGCAAACACAAGAGUCUGAAACAUGGGAACAAGCAUCAGCAGCUCAUCGAUGUCAUCACGUGAAUCUGUGGCUGAAUCUCUAGUUUUUAUUUCUGAAGCUUCAUACUGUACGUUUUCUAUGAAGGGCAUUGGUUAUUGGUUGCUGAAUUAUUUUGUAGUUUUUUAACAUUUAAUUCUUCUUUUUUUUUUUUUUUUGCCUUGGUAAAAACAAAGCAGCUCUGCCGCUACCAGAGGAAUGUCUUUGUAGGGAGGAGACGGACGGACGGGAUUUCUGUGAAUGUUUGUGAUGGCGUUUGGGUUGUGAUCAGAAUGCUGUACAUCUGUUCUAUCAAUAACUCCUACCUCAGUGUCCGCUCAUUCACCACAGAAGCUUUAACGCCUCCAGUACCUGAACACACCCCUGGGAUUAGCUGGUGCAACUACAUGAACCCGAAAGCUCCACAAACUGCCAGAUAAUUAAUAAUUAAAUGGGUCCCGGGUCGCUAAUUAGCAUAUUACAUAUUAAUGAGGCUUGUACUGAACUUUGAAUUAAGUCAACCAGCUUAGAAGAUUUGUUUUUUUGCACAAUGUGUUAAUUUAUUUGUGAUUUUUUGAAAGUGUGUGUGAACGAAUGUGACUGAUUUUGAAUUAAUUAUUCAUUUGAAGGGCAAUAACCGUGAUUCAUAGCGGCUCAGCUGGUCUUAACGAGUUAGAAACCUAAAGAAUUUAAAAAAAAAUGUUCCAUCAUGAUGAAGUCUGAAAAGAGUCCAGUUCUCCAGAAUCAGACGAAAACAGGAGCGACACAGUUUUAAAAUAAAGAUGAAUUAAUAAUCAUUCUGCAGCCGUUUGGAGCAGUAGGUGGCGCUAUUUCUCCAGGACGCUCCAGUUUUCAAUGUCUACUCUCUUCACUGGACAUUCGAGUCACUUCUGUUUCCCUUGGAGCUGGAAGAAGCAAUUAUUUUCCAGAUUAUCUUCCAUCUGACUGGAUUAAUUCCCCUAAAAACGUUGCUGAAGGUGACGUCGUCCGAUGUGAUGAAGCUAAACUAGUGCUGGAGACGUCCUGGAUGAAUCUGUGUCGUCAUCUUUUCACCUGAUUGUGGGGAAGAUGGUAAAAAACAAAAAAACUGUCGAUGGUCAUAGUGAGAACGUCCCACUCUGCAGUUUUGUCUAAUUUCUGCUUCGCUUAAGCACAAAAACAGCCGAGGGAGGUUUGUGUGUGACGGAGGCGCUGAUGAGCGGUGACUGUGCUUUAAUGUGCGCUGCAUCAUGCUGUAUGUGCAAUAAUUACCCAGCAUGCAGCUGUGAAUAACCACCACAGUCAGUCCGGUCAGAGUUCACGCCUUUAAUUCACCACGUCAAACGUGUGUGUUCGAGCUUCGGCGUCGGCUGCAGACGCUUCAUCACGUUCAUGCAACAAUAAGACAAAGCAAUAGACUCCUGUAAUCUGGGGAAAUAAGUUAUGAUUUCAGUUCUGUUUUUGUUGUCAUGUUUCUUUUGACAAUCUUCUAUUGUGAUCUAUUUUUGAUAAAAUAAAUCCAUGUGUUUCACACAAGGACACAUGCUGACGUUUCACUUUCUGUUCUGUGUGUUUCAUGUCCGUUAACGUGUGAAUGGUGAGAGGAUGUUUCUGUCUGAAUUACCUUCAUCUGUCCUGAGGCUUCAUGACGCGACCUAGAAACAGGAAGCAAGAAAAUAAAACUAAAAUAAAACACUAGAAAGUGACACUAAAUAAAUAAGACAUUUACUUUAAGUGUCGCCUGCAGAUUCACUUUAAAUAAGAAAUUACUUCCAUAUUUUCUAUUAACCUCCUGAGACCCUGUGUCCUCAUAUGGGGACAUUAGGUUUUAGGUUUGUGGCAGCUUGUUAUUCUGCUUCAUUCAGACCUGUUGUCCUCAUAAGUGGACGCUUUUAUCUGCCAUCUAGUGGUAGCAAAGGGUCAAUACACUAGUCAGUGUAAAAACAUGCAGCAUUCCAGUAAAAUCUUGUAUUUUUGUGGCUGAAACUUGUCUAUGCUUGUUAACAUCUCUUAAAUAUGACGAGUAAAAAGCUACAGCAUCGCUAAUUAGCACGUACCCGUUUGAGGACACUGGGAUUACACGUCCUGCUCAGAGAAUUAACAGCACAUAACAAAUAAAAGCUCAGGUCUCAGGUGGUUAACUGUUAAUUAGCAUUUUUAGCAAGUUGCUAACUGAACGCAUCACUAAGUUGUACACAGACGACUGUUUUAAACACCCACCAUCCGCCCCAACCUCCUCCUGCAGAGUCCUCACGAUGCAGUUUGUAGAAAUGUCGCAUUAUUCGUUGCAACUAAACCUAACGUGAAUUCUUAAGACUCAAAACUUUUAAAUUCAAAAGUCUGAUAUUAAAUAAAGAAACUAAAGCAAGAAGCCUUAAUGGGACUUAUAAACAACUGCAUCAAACUAUUUGGUAGAAGAAGAAACGUCUUCUUGUCGUAAUCAGUUUUUGCAUUUCUUAAAUUUUAUCCGAUAAAGUAGCAGGAGACAUUCACAAUAAAACAAUUAUCUCCUGAGACACAGAAACACAGCAAGGAGAACUUUAAUGGUACAUCUAUGAUCUGAGGGUCUAAAAAGUUGUGAUAUAAUCUAUUUAUGUCAUUUAAAAGUGUCCAACAUAUAAAUUCAGCCUCUCUUCCUGAAUUUUUUGACAAAUAAAUGACGCCACAUAUCACACAACUCAUCUGAGUUCAUUCAUGGAGCUGGGACAGAACAUGUUACACCUGAAAUAAAACCCACAGCCUUUAAUGUUCUGGUUCUAGUUUUUGUUUCUUCUGUUUCUUAUUCUUUUAAGUUCUCAUCAUGAGUUGUGAGUGGAGGUUCUGCUGUUUGUUGGUCACUGUUGAGAAAUAAGAGAAAAACCAGCGGAGGUGAUGUAGAAACCGUCGUCAUUCAUCAAGAAGCAAUAAUGCAUGAAAAGUACAAUAUCAUCAGCAAAGAAUUAUUUAUCUGGUUGUUUGUAUCUGUGCAUCAGUAAAAUAAAAAAUGAAGAGUUAUAGUGCCUUAACCAUAACCCGAUUCUGUUAGCGAUGCAUCUGUAGAACCAUAGAAGAAGAAGGUGUGUAUUUGUACUAGCAGCGUAGCAACGCAGCGUCUGGUUGCUCUUAGAACUAACGUAUUGUAGAUUGAUGUGUUGAAUGUACAGUAACAAGUCUUCCUGGUUGGAUUUAGGAGACAAAAGUGAUGAAGAACAAAGUAAUAUCCAUCAAAACUACGGAGGCUCAGAGGCCAAAACCUCAAAUUAUUAAACGCAAAUUAUUCAUUUAGUUGUGAAUCUUUACACAAAUUAUUAUCUUAAAAAAAAAAAAAAUAAAAUAAAUGUUAGAAUGUAAAUUACAACAAAUGAAAUCAACAAAAAAACAACAAAGAUGGCCGACAGCCACGCCCACUCUGAGCCUCUGUAGUUUAGUUGUCUUGUCUUAGAGAACGAGUUUUAUCAGGAGUGCGACAUCGUGCAUGUGUACGUUUGGCAUGUUCAGAAUUUGCUGCAUUAUUUUUCUUUACAAAAAAAUCUCCUCUCUUAAUAUUUAAUAUAUUCAAAGCCCCGCUGCCCUUUUUAUUCAUUUAAAGAUUUAAAAUAAUAAUAAUAAUAAUAAUAAUUCUUUGGCUUUAAGCUACACAUCAGUGAUUUCUCCUGCACAUCUGUUUAGUUCAGCUGUAAAAGUAUCUCAUGAAAGAAAAAAUUGAGAAUCAGAUGUAAAACUUUGGGGAAAGAACGUGAACUAGUGGCCGUUGAGUUCAGAGUUGAAUGGAAUAUUUUUUCUCGUUUAUCUUGAGCGGAGGCUAAACACGUAGCUCAUGACUCAAAAUAUGCAUCUUGUUGUAAAACCAAUUAACACGGCUUCCAUUAAUAUUUAACAACGACUUAUUCUAUGGGCUGCAACUCACUUAUUCAACAAUAUUGAUGCAAUCCAUUGGUUUUAUGCUCCACUGAGUGUUUAGUCUGGACAAACGUCAGUAAUAUGAACUUAAUUUAACAUUUAUUUUGCUCUUACAGUGCUGAAUUAAAAUACCCAUCAUGAGUGUAACUGCUGCAGUUUGUAUUUGAGGUCGGUCGUGUUUUCGCUCACUGAACUGUGAGUUUGUGUCCUGGUGUUUUCCUGCUGAUUCAACAUUAGAAAAUAAAUUAAAAUAACUAAUGAAUAUAUAAAUAUAUAUAAAACGUCUGCUGAACCUCAACGUGUGUCCUCAGUGUUAGAAAUCUACAAUAGAUUUUAUUUUUGUUAAACAGUGCGUCUGUGUGUCAGUGUGUGACGGGUGUAAAGUCAAUUAACAGAAAAUAAUGCGACUUUUAACGAUGUAAUUAAUAUAUGUACGGCUUAGUUCAUACUCUAUAUGCACAACGGAGUCAUUCUGAAUACUGGCUGUGACUAAGUUUCAUGUGGCCUUUUCUUUCUCUUCCAUGUACUGCAAUGUUGUAAAUGAUUUGUAUAAUAUGACAUAAUGUUAAUUAAAGUUAACGAGGCUUUAUGUUUCUACCACCUAUGUUUAAUAAAGAAAUAAACUGUGAUCAAAUAAA